Molecule: messenger RNA, 420 nt
Organism: Staurois parvus
Lineage: Eukaryota; Metazoa; Chordata; Amphibia; Anura; Ranidae
Source: the annotation of a GenBank genome assembly
CUCUGGUCAUCCCUGUACUGUCUGCAGUCUCUGGUCAUCUCCUGUACUGUCUGCACAGUCUCCGGUCAUCUCCUGUACUGUGUCCGCAGUCUCCGGUCAUCUCCUGUACUGUGUCCGCAGUCUCCGGUCAUCUCCUGUACUAUGUCCGCAGUCUCCGGUCAUCUCCUGUACUAUGUCCGCAGUCUCCGGUCAUCUCCUGUACUAUGUCCGCAGUCUCCGGUCAUCUCCUGUACUAUGUCCGCAGUCUCCGGUCAUCUCCUGUACUAUGUCCGCAGUCUCCGGUCAUCUCCUGUACUAUGUCCGCAGUCCCUGGUCAUCUCCUGUACUAUGUCUGCAGUCUCCGGUCAUCUCCUGUACUGUCCGCAGUCUCCGGUCAUCCCCUAUACUGUCCGCAGUCUCUGGUCAUCUCCUGUACUGUUU